UUUUUUUCAACGUAUGGUGCGUGGCUGUUUAACCAACAGUUAUCCGACCGGGAGCCCUGACUUAAUAAAUAAUUAAAGUGGACGGAGGGGAGCUGCAGCUGAUUUGCUGAUGUCAGGCAGCCAGUGCAGCAUUUCAUGGUGCAGGGUGGAAACGGCGCUUGCCAUCUGACUCGAUCGGUGCUCUCGGCAACCCUCACACAUGCGAGCCCGGCAAGAAAGAUGCUGCCAACUCUCAAGAUCUGGGCAUUGUUUUCUGUGUCGCUGUGCUGCUUGUGUCCACCGGCUCAUCUGAAAAAGCCUUUCCGAUGUCCUUCAGCAUGCAGCUGCUCCAAGGAGUCUAUCAUCUGCGUCGGGUACUCCUACAUCCCCAGGAUUACCCCCAACGACAUCAAUUCCUUGAGUAUCGUCAAUGGGACUUUCACUGAGGUCAAAGAGGCGAUGUUUGCUCACAUGCCAUCUCUCCAGCUCCUGCUUUUAAAUUCCAACUCUCUCACAACUAUAAGGGACGAUGCAUUCUCAGGCCUUUCACAUCUGGAGUACCUGUUCAUUGAGAGUAAUAAGAUAGAGAUUGCAUCGAAAUAUGCCUUCAGAGGACUCAGGGAUUUGACUCACUUGUCUUUGGCAAACAACAACAUUAAAGCCUUGCCCAGGGACCUCUUCAUUGACCUGGACUCACUGAUAGAGCUGGACCUGCGAGGGAACGCCUUUGAGUGCGACUGCAGAGCCAAGUGGCUCAUGACGUGGUUGAAGAACACUAAUGCCACAGUGUCGGAUGUCGUAUGUGCUGGACCGGAGGACAUGAAGGACAAGCGCCUCAAUGAUAUGACCAGCCUGCACAAUGAGUGCAUCUCAACGGAUUUCGUCCUCCACCAGUCUGUUGCUUCCGAGUCUUUGUCUGUUGACACAUUCAGCUAUAAGAAUGAUGUCUAUGUGACUAUUGCUGCUCCCAGCGCAGAGAGCUGUAUGGUUUUCCAGUGGGAUCACAUAGAAAUGAACUUCAGGACUUAUGACAAUAUCACAGGUCAGUCCAUUGUGGGGUGCAAGUCAGUGGUCAUCGAGAACGAGGUGUUUGUCAUUGUGGCGCAACUCUUUGGCGGCUCCCACAUUUACAAGUUUGACGAGGACCAGAGCAGGUUCAGUAAGUUCCAGGCCAUUGAGGUGUCCAAGAUCUCCAAGCCCAAUGACAUCGAGGCGUUCCAAAUCGGCCCCGACUGGUUCUUUGUGAUUGCCGACAGUUCCAAAGCGGGCCUGUCCACCCUCUACAAGUGGAACGAUAGCGGCUUUUAUUCAUACCAAUCACUGCAUGAGUGGUACCGCGACACAGAUGCAGAGUUCUUGGACUUGGACGGGAAGGCCCACCUCAUUUUGGCAAGCCGCUCACAGGUACCUGUGAUUUACCAGUGGAGCCGGAGCAACCAGAAGUUUGUCCUGCAGGGCGAGAUCCCCAACAUGGAGGAUGUAGUAGCUGUGAAACACUUCCGCAUCAAGGAGGAACUCUACCUGGCGAUGACGCGCUAUAUCGGCGACUCCAAAGUUCUGCGCUGGGGCGCCAAACAGUUUGCAGAGAUCCAGGCUUUGCCCUCGCGGGGCUCCAUGAUCCUCCAGCCGUUCUCCUUCAAAGAGCGUUACUACCUGGCUCUGGGGAGCGAUUACACCUUCUCACAAAUCUACCUGUGGGAUGACGACAAGAAACUCUUCGACCGCUUCAAGGAGGUGUACAUCCAAGCACCGCGCUCCUUCACUGUGGUUUCCACCGACCGCAGGGACUUCAUUUUUUCUUCUAGCUUCAAGGGAAACACGCAGAUCUUUGAGCACAUCAUCAUUGAUCUGAGCUUGUGAGGGGUUGCGCCUUAUUGUCCCUCCUGCAAUCAAACGUCUUCCACUGAAACGAAAGGACCAGACUUUACGAACUGUUCAAUAUUAACUCCUACAUAGUUUUCUCUCAUAAAUUAGCAUCGGGUCAAGUAGUGUCUUGACUGUUUCUCAAUGGCCUUGUCCUAUUACCUGUCCUCAUGGGUUCUCAGACUUUCGCAGGUAUUACAGUUUCACAAAGACUGCUAGUAUUCUGGUAAAACUCCAGCUGACAUUCCUGAAGGUGGAAAAUUAGAAUCGUAAUUUGAUCAAUUUGGAUUUUCUGUUUAAUAUCCCCAUGCGAAUAUGUUUUAUACGGCCCAAAAUAAUCCGCCAGGACCCGAGAGGAAGGAACUAGUUUAGUUUUACUCUCAUUUGAGGAUAUAGCAGGUGCGUUUGCCACUUACCUGGUGUCCUCAUACCCUGUGGUAAUGUACAGUAUGUUGCCUUAUCAGCGCUGGGGUUUUGUGUUGGGAUGGGCCUACAGUGCCUCCUUCUGGCAGUGAUGGAGCAUCACACCCCCUCUCUUUUUCCAUACAGGGAAUGUCUUGAAAGCACAAACCUUUAAUUAUAAUAGCUGAGAUCUUAGAGUGUAGUUGUUGAGUGGAACAUGUUACCUUAGGUGCUAUAGAUUAUACUGCGUAUGGUUAAAAAAAAGAAAAAGAAAAAGAAAAGAUUAACUGGUUUGUUGUUUUGGGAGGUGAAAUAUUCUGGACUGGAUAUAGCUGAUGCCACCUUAGACAAACACACACGAAUAGAAAAUCCCCAUUUAGAUACAACUUUUAGAUCAGAGGUACUACAAGUGGCAAAGUAGUUAGAAGCUCUCUUUAUCGAUUUAAUGCAAAGGACCUGUGUUGAAGCGAUGUCAGGGAAUUAACCUUACUUACAAAUAUAACCACAGUUGUUGGGCUAGUGACAUAAUUUAACGUUUUUCUUUACUAAAAAGGCUCAUCUCAACUGAAGUUAGUGGCCUCAAAUGAAUAUAUCUGCUAAGAGGGCAUAAUCUGUUCCUCCGAAAGCGAAGGAAACGUAAUGUAUGUGUAAAUAUAUCUGCUCAAGUUGAGUCUGUCAUUCUGUUCUUUGAAAAUACUGAAUGUUGACAAGCUACAAAAUGUACAUAAAACGAGGACUGCGAUGCCACUACCUGUUCUGAACGGAUCUUUGCACUUAAAAUCAAAUGUUACUGCAGCUUGCAAAAGCAUGACAUUCAACAUAAAUAAAAAAGGGUGUUUGCCAAAUUCUUUUUAAGAAAAACCUAACGAACUCUGAAGUCUAAAAGUGCUUCUAUUCUUUAAGUGAAUGGCGUUGCAAAAACAAGAAGAAGAAAAAAAACCACAUAAUGGAAUAUGCAAGCUUUACAGUUUUUUUGUAUGAUUUUGUUUUAAGCAUAUUGAAUGUUACUCUUAAAAUUAUACUGUAAGUUUAAUCAGUUGAGUAUCAAAAUAAAUGUGUAAAAAUAUGA
This is a messenger RNA of Stegastes partitus (bicolor damselfish), 3313 nucleotides long. It is a transcript of the gene lgi2a, whose product is annotated as leucine-rich repeat LGI family, member 2a. NCBI's taxonomy places the organism in Eukaryota, Metazoa, Chordata, Actinopteri, Pomacentridae. The record is from RefSeq and is a predicted model, not a curated record. Gene Ontology annotation, biological process: inhibitory synapse assembly. Gene Ontology annotation, molecular function: protein binding.